UUCCCCAAUAGGAGCUAUCCUGUUCUUCCCCAACAAAAGAAUCUGCUUACCCCUUCUCUCUCCUACUCAUGAGCUCCAUGUUAUGCCAAACAACAUUCACAUGUCUUUGUUUCUUGUGAAAAAAAGAAAAGAAAAGAAUAUUUCCAACUUUUUGCUUGAAGUUGGUUCUCCACUAACCACUGCCCCUCUUUAUCCACACCCCAAAAACAAAACACUCAUCAUUUUCUUCUACUAGCAGCUAAAUGCUAAUGCCCUGAAAGCAAAGCAAAACAAAGCAAAAGCUCUAGCUUCUGCUCAUCAUCAUAAAGACACCAUUCAGACUCUUCCCUCCAUUUUUUUUUAACAAAGUUGGCCAUGAAUACCAUAACCCUCUUGCUUCUUUUUCCCUUUUUUACUCAGUUUUUGGAAGUUGAGCCUGCAAGAACCAAGCUUCCUGGGAAAACCAGGUUCCCCAUCUCACAAAUCAGUGUUAUGGGUUUUGUGUAUUGUGAUUUCUGCUCCAACAGCAGCUUUUCCAGACACAGCUACUUCUUGCCAGGUGCUGAGGUCAAAGUAGAUUGCAUGUUCAAAGCACUUUCAGAGAAAACUUCUGAGCAGAUUUCACUUUCAGUGAACAGAACUACCAAUAAGUAUGGGAUGUACAAGCUGGAAAUCCCUUCAGUGGAUGGAGUGAAAUGUGCAGAAGAUUCUGCAGUUGUGUCUUCUUGCCAAGCAAGCUUAAUAGGUAGUUCAUCCUCUGCUUGCAAUGUUCCUGGCUACAAAACCACUUCUAAUGUGAUAGCAAUCAAAGCAAGAAGAGCCAACCUCUGCAUAUACAGCUUCAAUGCUUUGACUUUCAGACCAUCCAAGAGGGACAUCACCUUGUGUGGUAAUUAAAAGAAGCAGCUUACACAAGUAGGCCUAGUACUUUGGUCACUUGUGUAUACAUACAAAUUCGAAGAAAAUAAAAUGAAAAAAAAAAACUAUAUGUUCUCUUUUUGCAGCCCUUUAAGGGCAUAGAUCUUUUCUCUCUCUCUCUUCAUUGUUUUGCUGCAUUAUUUGUUUGGUAAUACUGUUUUCAUAUCAUGCUGUGUUAGAAAAAAUAUCAUGCUAGUAGAGUUUGGGUGUGAGAGAUUUUCCUUUUUGAUUUAUGCUGCUGAUCAGGUCUUGUUAAAAUGUACUAGUAGAUGUAUAUAUUUUUUCUCUCCUGAAAUUGUAAGAUCAAGCAAGUUGUUCAAGAAAGCAACAACAUGAAUAAACUAGUUAAUGUUAUGUAUA
Glycine soja is the source of this 1257-nucleotide messenger RNA. RefSeq names its product major pollen allergen Ole e 1-like. The coding region runs from base 355 to 876 and encodes 173 amino acids. The record is from RefSeq and is a predicted model, not a curated record. The transcript is spliced from 2 exons. NCBI's taxonomy places the organism in Eukaryota, Viridiplantae, Streptophyta, Magnoliopsida, Fabales, Fabaceae.